Messenger RNA from Malassezia japonica, 1008 nucleotides. RefSeq names its product [histone H3]-dimethyl-L-lysine(36) demethylase. Gene Ontology annotation, molecular function: 2-oxoglutarate-dependent dioxygenase activity. NCBI's taxonomy places the organism in Eukaryota, Fungi, Basidiomycota, Malasseziomycetes, Malasseziales, Malasseziaceae. The record is from RefSeq and is a predicted model, not a curated record. The coding region runs from base 1 to 1008 and encodes 335 amino acids. The transcript has a single exon.
AUGGCGCUCAUCACAUGCUCGCCCCCAUGCGACCGCGCCCGUGUCGUGUACGAAGCGAUCGCGGCACUGCAGUGCAAGUGCCCCACGUCUAACCCUGACGAAAGUCGGGAGCGGCCAACGAAACGAAGGAAACAGAAUACCCCACCCCUACCGCGCCAGAUCCAGCGCAAUGCCGCCCACCCCAUCCCAGAGCUCGACCAUGCCCCCACGCCAAAAGAAUUCCUGGAAUUCUGCCCCAGCUCUUCCGACCCCCACGAUGUCGGCCGUCCGUUUGUGUUGCGUGGCUAUGCCCGAGACUGGCCGGCGCUGCAACCUGCCGGCCCCGGAGCAGACAAGCCGCGGUGGGCCGACGCGUCCUAUCUGAGCCGACGUGCCGGCCCCGGUCGCGUAGUACCAGUCGAAAAAGGGGCUAUGUACACCGAUGCAAACUGGGGCCAAACGAUCAUCCCCUUUGCAGCGUUUCUGGAGCAGAUCGGAUGGGAUCGUGGUGCCCCCACCUCCCACCCCCUGUACCUCGCGCAGCACACGCUCCUCACCCAGUUUCCCUGGCUAUCCGAUGACAUGCGAGUGCCCCCGUACGUCUCGAUGCGCCCACCCGCGCCCGCGUACGCGCCGGCGCAGCGAGGCGCACGGCCCUCCGCCCCGAUCGCCAGUGUGUGGAUCGGGCCCAAAAAGACGGUUUCGGCGGCGCACACGGACCCCUACUUUAACUGUUUUGUGCAAGUGCAUGGCACCAAGUCUGUGUGGAUUGCCCCGCCCCACGCAAACGACGGGGGUGCCAUGCGUGUGUUUGGCACGUCUGAUGAUACCCAAGGCUAUACCCGUCUGAUGAGCAACACGUCGCAAGUGGAUGUUUUUUCGGCGUGUCCCUUCCCCUUUGUCGAGUGCGUCGCCCCCCAUGCGAUGCACACACAGCUCGAGGCCGGCGACCUGCUCUUCCUCCCCCCCUACUGGUGGCAUGCGAUGCAGAGUGCGUCACCGAGCUUCUCGGUUUCCUUUUGGUUCUGA